ACUAUGAACGACAACUCAAGAAGAUCCUCAAGCAGCUCCGCAAGACGUUUGACACUGACGAGCAUCUUCACAAGACUGAACGUCAGUUCAACAACUGCGUUCAGGGCACUGACUCUGUCUACGUCUUCAUCGAACGUCUAGAAGACCUUAGUUCUGAACUCUACCAUCUCGGUUCCCCGGUCUUGGAGUAUAAGAUGAAGUGGAAGCUCUACAAUGGUCUCAAAGGCUCUGAAUUACGACUUCGUGUCAACGAUUACCUCGACGACAGGGAAGUCGACUAUAUGGAGUUCAAAGAAGUCGUAUUACGUCAGCAUAGACGUAUGGCCAACAUCAACGAGACUACUGAGAGCUCCCGGUCUUUCGACAAGAAGGCCAGAGACGACUCUAGAGGUAGCUAUGGUAGACGAAGUGAAGACAGUGGUUAUCGUAAUCGCCGACCUUGGCAACGACAAACCUCUUACUCUAGACGUGAGUCUGUCAACUCGGUCGAGGCUGGUUACUCCACAGAUGACAACGAGACCCGUGAGCAUCACGUCAAUAUGGGACGUGAUCUUUCUGGUAUGAAAUGUUAUCGAUGUCUCAAACGUGGACAUUCUGCUAAAGAUUGUCAACAACCAGAACCAGCCGAGCUCUCAGCACGUUGUCGAAUCUGUGGCAACCCACAACAUCAAGCCGACACGUGCAGAAUCAAGAGCGACAAAUUAAUCUGCCAUCGCUGCAAUAAUCCUGGUCAUUUGGCUUACGUAU
Molecule: messenger RNA, 747 nt
Organism: Perkinsus marinus ATCC 50983
Lineage: Eukaryota; Perkinsozoa; Perkinsida; Perkinsidae
Exons: 1
Molecular function (GO): nucleic acid binding; zinc ion binding
Source: RefSeq, a predicted model, not a curated record